AUGAACUGGACCAUGGACUAUGCGGUGGGGGAAGGCGGUCUGUGUGACGAAGUCGAGGGGCCCAAGAAUUUCUUCGGUGACGAGAAAUCACCAUCGCAUCCAUCGCAAGUGUCGGGUGGGGAGAUGUACGGAAGCGGUGAUAUCCUGAGCUGCUGGUGCACGGCCUUGGGAUACCAGGCUAUCCUUUCCAAUGGAGGCGGCCCUGCAGAUGCACAAGAUCAAAGCAGUAGCAGUCCGUAG
Molecule: messenger RNA, 240 nt
Organism: Cladocopium goreaui
Lineage: Eukaryota; Dinophyceae; Suessiales; Symbiodiniaceae
Source: the annotation of a GenBank genome assembly